AAAACUAACACAAAUCCCCAGAUUUUUUUACUUAUAUUGUUCUGUUUUUAUCAUGGUUACGCGUUUUAAUCGUUCAUCAUUUUUUUUUCUUUUAAACGACGAAAGGUUUGACGAAUCUUCGUCUUAAUCUCCACCUCCACCGGGUCAAUCGUCUCGUUUACUUUUCUACGGUCUUCUCUUCUACACAGAGAGAGAGAGAGUCUCCCCGAUUUAACUUUUGAUAAAUCAGCAAGCAAUAAUGGCUGGAGAGAUUAUUAUUACACAGAAGAAGACAAAUCAUUACUCUUAAAUACCCCAAGUCGCAGAAGCGUUUCUUUUUUUAAUUUGUGUGUUUGUUCCAGAAGCAGAGAGGGUUCGAGAAGCAAUUAAAAAGGUUGUUCCUUUUUUGUUAUCUGAUUAGGUGAGAUUUUAAUGCUUAAAAGUGUUCUAGAUUCGUUGAAUUUUUAAGGGGGUUUAUGGUUUUAACGCUUCUUAGAAGCUUUUGUUUGAUUGGCUUCAUUGAGAAAAACAGUGUUGAGCUGAGGUGAGAGUUUUGGGGUUUCUCAUUUUGGAGGGAAUCUUAUCCAAUUUUGAUCGAAGCUAGUGAAUGAAUAGUAACUUCUUUUAACUCUAGUUUUCUGGGUAUACUGAAGUUAUUGGCUUGAAAGCUUUCAUCUUUGCUUCUUGAAGCUUAUACUUUGUUAUAAAAGAGUCUCUCUUGCUCUGCUUUUUUGUUGUUGUUGUGGCAGUAGAUUGAUUGAAUCAAAGGAGUUGAUAGUUGUGGUUUUUAGAAAGAUUUGAAAGUGUUUUAGAGAUGGAUGAUAAUAAUCAUGGAGGUUCAUCAAGCUCACUCCCACCUUUUCUUACCAAAACAUAUGAGAUGGUUGAUGAUUCUUCAUCUGAUUCGAUUGUCUCGUGGAGUCAGAGCAACAAGAGUUUCAUCGUUUGGAAUCCGCCCGAGUUUUCUAGAGAUCUUCUUCCGAGAUUCUUUAAACACAAUAACUUCUCAAGCUUCAUCCGUCAACUUAACACAUAUGGUUUUAGAAAAGCUGAUCCUGAGCAGUGGGAAUUUGCAAAUGAUGAUUUUGUGAGAGGUCAACCUCAUCUUAUGAAGAACAUUCAUAGACGCAAACCUGUUCAUAGCCACUCUUUACCGAAUCUUCAAGCUCAGCAAAACCCCUUGACUGAUGCAGAACGUUUGAGAAUGAAGAAUCAGAUCGAGAGAUUGACAAAAGAGAAAGAAGGAUUGCUUGAAGAGUUACAGAAACAAGAUGAGGAACGUGAAGGGUUUGAGAUGCAAGUUAAAGAACUUAAAGAACGGUUACAACACAUGGAGAAGCGUCAGAAAACAAUGGUUUCGUUUGUUUCUCAAGUAUUGGAAAAACCAGGGCUUGCUUUGAACCUCUCACCGUGUGUCCCCGAACCAAACGAGAGGAAAAGAAGGUUUCCUACGAUCGGGUUCUUGCCCGAUGAACCGAUGCUGGAAGAGAACCAAACAUGUGUUGUUGUGAGAGAGGAAGGCUCUACAAGCCCGUCUUCACAUUCAACAGAACAUCAAGUAGAACAGUUAGGGUCAUCAAUAGCGAUUUGGGAGAAUCUUGUAUCGGAUUCUUGUGAGAGUAUGUUACAAUCAAGAAGCAUGACGACACUUGAUAUGGAUGACUCAUCUACUUGUCCAGAAAGCCCUCCUCUCUCUUGCAUACAGCUAAGUAUCGAAACACGUCCCAAAUCUCCACUUUCUCCAAGGAUCAUCGACAUGAACUCUGAGCCUGAUGUUUCGAAAGAACAGAACAGUACUGUUGCUGCUGCUCCUCCUCCUCCUCCUCCUCCAGUAGCAGGAGCCAAUGAUGUCUUCUGGCAGCAGUUUUUCUCAGAGAAUCCUGGCUCAACCGAGCAACGGGAAGUUCAAUCAGAGAGCAAAGACGAUAAAGAUAGAGCCGAAGAUCCUAGUGAGAAAUUGUGGUGGAAUUCGAGGAAUGUAAAUACAAUUACAGAACAGCUUGGACAUCUGACUUCUUCAGAGAGAAGUUGAUAAGUCUGUUUUAGUUUCUUGUAAAAUAGGUUUUGGCAGUAUUUGGGUCUUGUCUAGUUCAGCUGUUUAUAUCACACAGGUAUGUUCUUUCACAGUUCAUUGUAGCAGACUACACUAUGUAACAUUAAACUUGCGAGACUAGGAGCUUAACCGAAAAAACUUAUUGAUGGAUUCAAGAAGACGUAGUUGUGCUUCUUUUAACUUUCAGUUA
This is a messenger RNA of Capsella rubella, 2222 nucleotides long. Its product is annotated as heat stress transcription factor A-4a. The coding region runs from base 794 to 2011 and encodes 405 amino acids. Gene Ontology annotation, cellular component: nucleus. Gene Ontology annotation, biological process: regulation of transcription by RNA polymerase II. The record is from RefSeq and is a predicted model, not a curated record. Gene Ontology annotation, molecular function: DNA-binding transcription factor activity; RNA polymerase II cis-regulatory region sequence-specific DNA binding. NCBI's taxonomy places the organism in Eukaryota, Viridiplantae, Streptophyta, Magnoliopsida, Brassicales, Brassicaceae. The transcript is spliced from 2 exons.